AAAUCAACUUAUUCAAUUCGAUAUUUGCUAUCACUUUACAAUCACACAGCACAGCAUAACACUUCCCCAAUCGAAGUCAAAGUACAAAAUUAAAAUUUUAUUUUUCCAAUCAACAUGUUUCGCACACGACCCAUUGAGGCAGUCGAGGAAGAGCUGCUAGGGAAGGAAGAAGUCCAGGCCAAUAUUGUUGUCUUUAUUGCUCUCUGUGCAGUCAUUCGCUUGGCUCCGUUCGUGUUGCGGAAUACAUAGUCCUAAAUCGUUGUUACGAACUUAUAAAUAAACGACACUAACCAAUCGAAAAAAAGA
Molecule: messenger RNA, 306 nt
Organism: Drosophila willistoni
Lineage: Eukaryota; Metazoa; Arthropoda; Insecta; Diptera; Drosophilidae
Exons: 2
Coding region: 115-249 (44 amino acids)
Source: RefSeq, a predicted model, not a curated record